This is a messenger RNA of Cladocopium goreaui, 685 nucleotides long. Lineage: Eukaryota; Dinophyceae; Suessiales; Symbiodiniaceae. The record is from the annotation of a GenBank genome assembly.
GAUUCGCGUGCCGCAUCGCGUUGCCAAGAAGGAGGAGCGAUUCUUGCCCGGCGCAAUGGCGCGGUUCUUCAAACCUGGCCUCAUCAAAAACCAAGCUGGCUCGUGGAAGAGAUAUUGGAGCGCACCAGUGCGCAUGAGCAAGAUCUACAAGAAUGCCGACCUCUCGGCCUUCCUUUACCUUUGCUUAAACAAGAGCAGUAUGGAAGAGAACUGGUACCUGACCAAGAGAGAUGACAUGAUCACCUGGGCGGGCAAGACCUUCAGACAUUUGAGGAACCAAAGCGAAGAGAACAUCACCGACAGACUGUCGGACUGGGCUUUGUGGAGGGAUCCGCAGUGAGCAACCAAACUUGGGAUUUGACUUUAAGAAACUAUUGGAGCAAGAAAGUUGGGAAUGAAACUUACAACACUUUGCAACUAGACUUGGAGAUUGUGAGCAACAAGACUUGGUGGUAAGAUACCCUUCUCAAAUCCAAUCAGGCAAUGGAAAGCCCCAAAGCUGAAUAGUUCAAGCAUCUGCCAAUGGGAACAUUUCCAUGGCAAAGUCAAAUAUUGCAAGUGGGAACAUGGCCGAUCUAUGACACUUGACUCCUGCGUCAGAACGAACAGUUUCUGCAGAAAGUCUUCUUUCGCAUGGAGUGUACGGGGACAAAGGUUGGAAGAGACAACAAGGUGACGUACAAGG